Pollicipes pollicipes is the source of this 2393-nucleotide messenger RNA. It is a transcript of the gene ct, whose product is annotated as homeobox protein, cut. Lineage: Eukaryota; Metazoa; Arthropoda; Thecostraca; Pollicipedomorpha; Pollicipedidae. Gene Ontology annotation, cellular component: nucleus. Gene Ontology annotation, biological process: regulation of transcription by RNA polymerase II. Bases 45 to 2393 code for a protein of 782 amino acids. The transcript is spliced from 10 exons. The record is from RefSeq and is a predicted model, not a curated record. Gene Ontology annotation, molecular function: RNA polymerase II transcription regulatory region sequence-specific DNA binding; DNA-binding transcription factor activity, RNA polymerase II-specific.
UCCGCUACGACGAAAACGACCCGCUCAUUCCGAAGAGCGACCCGAUGGAGACGCGCCUGCAGGAAAUGCUGCGCUACAACAUGGACAAGUACGCCAACCAGAGCCUGGACACGCUGCAGCUCUCGCGGCGCGUGCGCGAGCUGCUCAGCAUCAACAACAUCGGCCAGCGUAUGUUCGCGCGCUACAUCCUCGGCCUGUCCCAGGGCACAGUCAGCGAGCUGCUGAGCAAGCCCAAGACCUGGGAGAAGCUGACGGAGAAGGGGCGCGACAGCUACCGCAAGAUGCACGCCUGGGCCGUUGACGACGCGGCUGUGUGCCUGCUCAAGGCUGUCAUACCGAAGCGAGGCAAGGAGGCCAGCCGGCCGACACUCCAGAGUCGGCCGGAAGAGGCGGCGUCUGACGAGCGCAUCGCUCACAUCCUGACCGAGGCGUCUCAGGCCAUGAAGAACGGGCCGGCGCCGGCGGCGGCCGCCGAACAGCCGCCCACCCCCGAGGCCCGCAGCCCCUCACGCCAGUCUCCUCUGGCGGAAGCGCGGCACCCGUUCCAGCCUCUGCGACAGCUCGUCGGCCCUGGCGGCUCUGACGAGAUGGCCCAGGAGAAGAUCGCCCGGCUCUAUCGUGACCACCUGGCCAAAAUGAUGAGCCAGAGACCCGACCUGGGGCCGGGCUUCCCGCUGGACCAGUACCAGCGCAUGCGCUCGCCGGAGGAGCUGCGUCUCGCCAUGGACCUCUACAACCAGGAGCUGGUGCGGCACAUCCAGCGACAGCCGGCGCCGAACGGCACCGUGACGUCAGCCAGUCCCCUGCAGCGCAUGGCGAGUAUCACCAACUCGCUGAUCAGCAGCGCCAGCCUGCCGCCGUUACCUGCGCAGCCGCAACGACCGGCCAAGGCUGUGCUGCCGCCCAUCACGCAGCAGCAGUUCGAUCAGUACAGCAACAUCAACACCGAACAGGUGGUCAAGAGGAUAAAGGAGCACCUGAGUCAAUACUCCCUCUCGCAGCGGCUGUUCGGCGAGUCGGUGCUGGGCCUCUCGCAGGGUUCCGUCUCCGACCUACUGGCGCGUCCGAAGCCCUGGCACAUGCUCACGCAGAAGGGUCGCGAGCCCUUUAUCCGCAUGAAGAUGUUCUUGGAGGACGACAGCGCCGUGCACAAGCUGGUGGCGAGUCAGUACAAGAUCGCGCCCGACAAGCUGAUGCGCACGGGAUGCUUCAACGGAGGUAAACGACCGAGCUUCGUCAAGCUGCCGACCAAGGGGCCCGAGCUGCCGCGCUCGCUCGAGUCGCCGCUGCCGCCGGUGGUGUCGCUGGCAUCGUUCCCGGGCCUGCCGCCGGCGGCGCUAGCGUCGCGGCUGGCCGGUAUGGACCCACUGAUGAAGUACGGCUUGCGUCUACCGCCGGCGCCGCUACCCAUGUCUGUGUACAAGACGGCCGCCAUCACGCCCGAACUGGACACGCUCUACAUCACCACCAAGAUCAAGGAAGUGCUGCUCGCCAACAAUAUCGGCCAGAAGUUGUUCGGCGAGGUGGUGCUGGGCCUGUCCCAGGGCUCGGUCAGUGAGCUGCUAUCCAAGCCGAAGCCAUGGCACCUGCUGAGCAUCAAGGGUCGUGAACCCUUUAUUCGCAUGAAGAUGUGGCUGGAGGACUCGCAAAAUAUCCACAAGCUGCAGCGCAUCAAGAGCGCGCGUAAGGAGAGCAACAAACGGCGACGUCCGCGCGUCGAUCCGGCCGGAGAGGGCGACAGCGCUGACGCCUAUUCCUCCAUGUCCAACAGCCCCAACUCGAAGAAAUCGCGUGUGCUCUUCACCGACGAGCAGAAGGAGGCGCUGCUGCUGGCGUUCGCGCUCGACCCAUACCCCAACAUGACGGCCGUCGAGUUCCUCUGCCAGGAGCUGGGCCUGACGCACCGCACCAUCACAAACUGGUUCCACAACCACCGCAUGCGCAUGAAGCAGCAGCCGGCGGGCGAGGGCGCGCCUCUGACGGUCGGCGGCCGCGACGCGCCGCACUUCGACCCGCUCCAGUUCAGGCUGCUGCUCCGCGGCCGCCUGCAGGAGCUGCAGCGCGAGAAGGGCCUGCCGGCGCCGCUGCCGUUCGGUGCGCUGCCCGGCGCGCUGCCCGGGGGCCUUCCCUUCCCCUACUUCGGCCUGCGCACCUCCGACGACGAGCCGGCCGGCGGCCUGGACCUGAGCAUGAAGUCGGACGACGGCGAACGCGGCAGCGACGCGUCAGGUCUUUCGUGGGUGGCCGAGCAGCGCGAGCGCCAGGUGAUCAACGGCGUGUGCGUGAUGCAGACUGAGCUGGGCACGCCGCCGAGGCCUGGCGAGCUGGAGCCGGAGCUGGCGCUGGGGGCCGAGCCGGAGCCCGAACCAGAGCCGGAGGCAGACUGCCGAUAG